Molecule: messenger RNA, 2907 nt
Organism: Melanaphis sacchari
Lineage: Eukaryota; Metazoa; Arthropoda; Insecta; Hemiptera; Aphididae
Product: facilitated trehalose transporter Tret1-like
Exons: 9
Coding region: 817-2826 (669 amino acids)
Biological process (GO): transmembrane transport; carbohydrate transport
Cellular component (GO): membrane
Molecular function (GO): sugar transmembrane transporter activity
Source: RefSeq, a predicted model, not a curated record
CACGCACCGCACACCGCAACGUCCGCAAUAGUAUUACAUGCCCAACUACUAUAUUAUAUUAUAAUACGUACCGCGACCGCAUUUUUUUCACAUAAUAUAUACCAGAGAUACCAAUAAUAUAAUGGUAAUAUCAUACAUUUAGUACACCUACGUAGUAACAGUAGUAGUGGUAGUAGCAGUGCAAUUUUUUUUUCGCAUAUUUAAAUACCCUCGUGUGUGUGUGAAUCAUUCGCAGUAUUAGACGUACGCAUCACUCUCGCGACGAGUCUCCGUCACACGGCUUGCGUUUUUUUUCUUUUUCAUUAUAAAACGGUACAGUUUAGGUACACGUCACGCGUUCAAAUAUAUCUAUAUAUAUAUAUGUAUGUAUAAACGGAUACAUAACGUUUACAAUAUAUAUUUUAUUUCGCGAGUGCGGCCUGUACGCAUACUAUAUAUAGUAUAAAGCUCUGGUUUCGGAGACUCGUUUAGAUCACAUCGCAUUUGCAGUGCACCGCGAUCGUUCCACGCGCGCCGGAACGAUUCCAUUUUUUCGAUGGGAUUUCGCAAUCCGUACGUGUUGAUACUGUCGGUCGAUUACAAGUUGCGCGCCAAACUGAUGCCACUGAGGUCUUGAUAUAUAUAUAAAUAUAUAUACAUACACUUCGCAUACGAAUAUAUAUAUUACACGAUUCAGGGACUACAUUGGAAUUCAAGAGUAAAAACCGAAAUCCAUAAACUUCGACGACUCGAACCGUGUCGAGUCAUCAUCGCGUUUGAACGUUAUUGAACGCAUACAACAACAUAAACGAAGACAGAUACAACACUUGGCAGAAAAUGGCUUGGAUCAAACGCGAUCGCGGAGAUAAAGCAAUGCAGCAGAUGACGUUCACGAUCGACAUGCCCAUCAGCGAGGACCAGGUGGCCGAGCUGUACGGUGAAGGCGCCCGGAUCCACAGCGUACACCACAGGUCCAGGCCGGAGCAGUCCGUGUUCGCGUCCACAAUGUCGUCCAACGCCUCGGUGGACACGACGGUGGGCUCGACCGCGGCGCUCAUACACAGCCACGCGGCCAAAGUCAAGAAGAAGAAGUACGCCUUCCUCAGGCAGGGCCACAGCGGCGGCACCGCCCAGCAGUCCGCUUCGGCCGCGGCCAACAACGGUUACGUGACCGGCCGGCACUGCCGGGACGCCGCCAUACACAGCCAGAAGGAGCUGAACAUCCGGCUGGCCACGCCCACGGUGCCGAACUUCAUCGAUCAGAUACUCAAGAAGAAACAGGCCACCGAACAGGUGUCCGCCAAGCGUCUGAGCAGCGACGACGACGACGACGACGACGACGACUGCGACGACGACGACCGGGACGACGAGGAGGACGACGUAUUCCUGCAGGACCUCAAGUCCGCCGCGAAAAUCCGGACGUCGCAGAACACAUACGUCCCACAGAUCCUUGCUUCGUUAACAGUAUCAUUAUGCUCAAUGGUAGUUGGAUUCGCGUCCGCCUACACAUCACCAGCCUUACCGUCUAUGAACAGACCGGGCAGUCCGCUGACUGUAUCCGAAGAAGAAGGUUCAUGGAUCGGCAGUCUUAUGCCACUGGCAGCACUAAUCGGUGGCAUGGCCGGCGGGCCCCUUAUCGAAUCCAUCGGUAGAAAAACCACGAUACUUGCUACCGGGAUACCUUUUAUUAUUUCCUUUAUUCUGAUAGCGAUGGCUGUUAACGUGCAAAUGGUAAUGGCUGGUCGGGCUAUAGCCGGAUUUUGUGUAGGAGUGGCUUCAUUAGGUCUUCCCGUAUACUUAGGAGAAACAGUACAACCUCAAGUCAGGGGAACGUUGGGUCUUUUGCCCACCACCCUCGGCAACAGCGGAAUUUUGUUGUGUUUUAUUGCUGGCAAAUACCUUAAUUGGCAGAUGCUUGCUAUCCUCGGUGCUUGUAUCCCUAUACCGUUUUUGGUGUGCAUGUUCCUCAUCCCCGAAACCCCGCAAUGGUACAUAAGCAGAAACAAAAGCAAGAAAGCGAAGAAAGCUCUUCAGUGGCUGCGGGGAAAGGACGCGGACGUAACACAAGAAUUCAGUGAGAUCGAAAAAGCUAAUCACAUGGGCAAAAACGAAGAAAUGCCCGGAUAUCUAAGUUUAUUCUCCAAGAUGUACUCGAAACCCUUGCUUAUAUCUAUGGGACUCAUGUUGUUCCAACAGCUUAGCGGAAUCAAUGCUGUCAUUUUUUACACCGUCAAAAUUUUUAAGGAAGCGGGAAGCACCAUCGACGAAAACUUAUGCACCAUCAUUGUGGGUAUCGUCAAUUUCAUGUCUACUUUCAUUGCAACCGGUCUCAUCGACAAGCUCGGUCGCAAGAUCUUACUAUACGCGUCCAGCGCUACGAUGGCGAUCACGCUCAUUACUCUCGGAACAUUUUUCAACUACAAAAACAGUGGUUACGACGUGUCUCAGUACGGAUGGUUGCCUUUGGUCAGUUUCGUAUUUUUCAUCAUCGGGUUUGCUAUUGGCUUCGGGCCAAUUCCAUGGCUGAUGAUGGGUGAAAUUUUGCCAGCCAAAAUCCGGGGCACUGCUGCUUCAUUGGCAACGGCUUUCAACUGGGCUUGCACAUUCGUAGUCACCAAGACGUUCUCCGACUUAUUGCGGGUCUUCGGCACAGACGGCACCUUUUGGAUGUUUGGAGGCAUAUGUCUGAUGGGUCUGGUAUUCAUCAUAUUUUGCGUACCCGAGACCCAGGGCAAGAGUCUCGAGGACAUCGAACGCAACUUGACCGGAGUAGGCAAAGGCCCGGUCAGACAAGUGAGAAGGAUGAGCUCGAUAGCGCAUCUAAAACCACUUCCGAUGGCCAUCUAAACGACAGGAAAAAUUAUAACAUUUUAUUAUGUAUUAACUAUGUAAGAAAAUCGGCGUAUAUAUAUAUAUAUAUUAUAAUAA